AGGAUCGACGGACAAGUCCCGUCGAGUAUCACGUUCACUCGGUUACGAGCUCGGCUCCGGCAGAAUUAUAUAUACGAUCCUUGUUGAGCAAGUUAGCCUAGGCUCAUCUCUACAGAAAAUCGGAGACGUGACUACAUUGCUCGGUUAUCGGCACCAGCUCGCGGUUCGGUUAUGGGUACAACCGUCAGUACUUUGGGGCGUACGAAUAUCUAAUAAGACUCUUGUGUAAAUUGGUGGACAAAGGAUUACCAGUGCGUGCAUUGGCACAAUUGAUGAACAAUGCCAACGAUAAUGGAGAGUGAAAAAUCCAUUAAAUUUACUAUAAAUGGAACACCACACACGAUAUCGGGGGACAUACCGGCUGAUACGUCCCUCAAUGUCUACAUUCGCGAUUAUGCGAAACUUCGCGGUACAAAAGCGAUGUGCCACGAGGGUGGCUGCGGCGUCUGUGUCGUGGCUGCGGAAAUCAAGGGCAAGACAAUGGCUGUAAACUCCUGUCUCGUACCAAUACUAAUCUGCGACGGAUGGAUGAUUCACACGAUUGAAGGUGUAGGAAAUAAACGAGAUGGUUAUCAUUCAAUCCAAGCUGCACUCGCUGGGAAGAAUGGCUCGCAAUGUGGAUAUUGUUCUCCUGGCAUGGUAAUGAAUCUUUACAGUCUUGUGCAGAACAAGAAAUUGACUAUGCAGGAAAUCGAGAAUUCCUUCGGUAGUAACAUCUGUCGAUGUACAGGUUAUCGUCCAAUUUUGGACGCGUUUAAGGGAUUUGCUAGUGAUGCAUCUCCACAAUUGGCGAAAGACAUUCGCGAUAUUGAGGAGAUCUAUAAAAUUAAAACCUGCCCGAAGAACGGAAUGCCAUGCAAAGGCACUUGCGCGGAUAGACAUUUCUCAGAUGGAAAUACGCUGGAUAUAAAGUUGGCUGAUACGGAAUUCUAUAAAGUUUACUCCAUCGAAAAUUUAUUCGCGAUAUUUCGAGAGAAGCCAGACGCAACGUACAUAUUAAACGGCGGAAACACAGCACAUGGCGUCUAUCGGACGGGCAAAAACGACCUCCGCAUCGAUAUAAAUGACAUCCCGGAUUUGCGUCGCGUCGAAAAAACUAAUGAUUCUCUAACCCUGGGCGGAGGCGUAUCUCUCACCACGGCGAUGGAGAUCUUUGAGAAGUACUCGUCAGAGACUGGAUUCAAGUACCUUCAUCACCUGGCCCAUCACAUCGAUUUGAUUGCCAGCGUGCCCGUGCGUAACAUCGGUAGCAUCGCUGGCAAUCUGAUGAUCAAGCACGCGCAUAAUGAAUUCCCGUCUGAUUUGUUCUUAAUGCUGGAAACCGCCAGUACUCAAAUACAUAUCCUCGAGGCACCGGGAACCAAGAAGAGCAUGAUGCUGCAGGAUUUUUUGCAGACGAACAUGCACCACAAGAUCAUCUACAGCGUGGUGUUGCCGGCACUAUCUGAUGAUUACGAAUACAGAUCCUACAAGAUCAUGCCUAGAGCCCAAAAUGCUCAUGCUCAUAUCAACGCCGGCUUCCUCUUCAAACUCGAUGGCACCGGCAAGGUGUUGGAGAAGCCUAAUAUCAUCUUUGGUGGUAUCAACGAGCACUUUUUACAUGCGAAAAACACAGAGCAACUGCUAAUGGGUAAAUCUAUCCUCGACAAGCAAGUGCUGAAGACAGCUUUGGAAACAUUGCAUAAUGAAUUGCAACCCGAUCAUGUGCUGCCAGAUGGUUCGCCGGAAUUUCGCAAGACUCUCGCCAUGGGACUAUUCUAUAAGUUUGUGUUGAGCAUCAAACCGGAGAAUGUGAAUUCGAAACUUCGCAGUGGAGGAUCCAUUUUAAAACGAGAUCUCUCCUCAGGUACGCAAGACUACGAUACAGAUAAAAACGUAUGGCCGGUGAACAAGCCUAUGGUAAAGUUGGAGGCGAUUCAACAGACAUCGGGCGAGGCUCAGUACUGCAACGACCUACCACCGUAUCCUGGAGAAGUAUUCUGCGCUCUUGUACUUGCGAAAGUCGCUAAUGGCAAGAUCGACAGCAUAGAUGCGAGCAAAGCACUCGCUAUGAAAGGUGUAGUGGCAUUCUUCAGCGCCAAGGAUGUACCCGGCAAGAAUUUGUGCAUCUCGGCUUCUAGCCGACUAAUAAUGUUGAUAAAUGACGAGUUGUUAUUCGCUGAAAAGGAGGUUCUCUAUGCUGGCCAGGCGAUCGGCGUGAUCGCCGCCGAAACGCAUCAUCUGGCCAACGAAGCCGCAAAAUUAGUAGAGGUCAAGUACUCCGAGACUUUGAAGAAGAAACCGGUGUUGACCAUUGAGGAUUCCAUCGUUACGAAAGACGAUACCAGAUUCAUGAAAAGCAUUAGCGUUCCAGCGAAAAAGAAAGGAGAUAACGUUCAACAUAAGAUAAAAGGCGUAUUCCUAACCGGCAGCCAGUACCAUUAUACCAUGGAGCCUCAGUCCUGCGUUUGCAUUCCUACAGAGGAUGGUAUGGACGUUUAUCCAACGUCGCAAUGGAUAGACCUCAUUCAAAUAUCGAUUGCGAAUGUUCUCGGUAUUAAGAACAAUAGUAUCAAUGUUCAAGUCAGACGAAUCGGCGGCGGAUAUGGAGCGAAAAUCUCGCGGAACGCGUUAUUCUCAUGUUCUUGCGCGUUAGUAUGUCACAAACUAAAUCGCCCAGCACGAUUAGUUAUGUCUAUUGAGGGCAAUAUGCAAGCGCAGGGCAAAAGAGUUUCUUCACGCCACGAAUACGAAGUCGGGGUAGACAACGAGGGAGUUAUUCAAUACAAUGAUUCGAAAUAUUGGGCCAACGCGGGCUGUAACUUCAAUGAUCCCCAUGCUUGGGUCCUAUGGCAUCACUUUGGAAGUUGUUACGCAAUCGAUAGUUGGAUGUUCGACGGAUUCGAUGUACGAACUGACUUACCAUCAAACACAUACUGUCGAGCGCCAGGAUCUACGGAAGGAGUGGCUAUGAUCGAGAAUAUAAUGGAGCACAUUGCAAAAGUGACAAAAAAGGAUCCACUACAGGUCAGAUUGGCGAAUAUGAACGAUGAGGAUAAGGCCGUAUUAGAAACUAUGAUAAAGGAUCUGUCGAAAUCGGCUGAUUAUGAGAUACGAAAGCGGACAGUUGAGACAUUUAACAACGAGAAUCGCUGGAAGAAAAAGGGCAUCGCUCUAGUACCAAUGAAGUAUUCAUUCGGCUACUUCGGUCAAUUUAAUGCUAUGGUGUCGGUCUGCGCUCGCGACGGUACGGUUUGCGUGACGCACGGUGGAAUUGAAUGUGGCCAAGGUAUAAAUACCAAGGUUGCUCAAGUAGCAGCUUAUACUUUAGGUAUUGAUGUAGACUUAGUCACCGUGAAACCAACCAAUAAUUUAAUAACGCCAAACAACUCAGUUACCGGAGGCAGUAUUACUAGCGAGGCCAGUGGAUAUGCCGCGAUUCAAUGCUGUAAAGAGAUCUUGAAGAGACUCGAGCCAAUAAAAAAAGAACUGAAGGAUCCAAGUUGGCAGGAACUUGUUUUUGAAGCACAUCUAAAGGAUGUUGAUUUAUGCGCACGCCAUUUGUACGCGCCCACGCAGGAUGAUACACUCAAGCCUUAUGGCAUUUAUGGUGUCACUAUUGCCGAAGUAGAAAUCGAUCUGUUGACCGGUCAGCAUAUUAUCAAAAGAGUCGACUUGAUGGAAGACGUGGGUGUAAGCUUAAAUCCAGAGAUCGAUGUCGGUCAAGUAGAGGGUGCUUUCGUGAUGGGAAUAGGAUACUGGACUUCUGAAGAGUUGGUGUACGACUCUAAAACAGGAGUAUUAACGAAUGACAGAACUUGGAACUAUAAACCGCCAGGAAUAAAAGAUAUUCCCGAGGACUUCCGUGUAUCUUUCCGCAGAAACGCGCCUAAUCCAUUCGGUGUUCUUCGAUCAAAAGCAACCGGUGAACCACCGCUUUGUAUGGCUUUCGUAAUUCCGAUCGCGAUCCGCAAUGCGUUAAACUCUGCUAGAGCGGAGGUGGGAAAUAAGGAUGUAUGGUACGAAUUAGAUGGAUCAUAUACCAAUGAACGCAUACUCCUAAAUGGUUUAACCAAUAAGGAUAAUAUGGUGCUGUGAACGAGAAUGAGAUUUACAAGCAAACUAGUGCUUUUAAACUAAAUCAUAUGCUUAUUAUAAUUUGUUCUUCUAAUUUAAAAUAAAGGUCCUGAUACAAAACAAUUUACUUAGUCUUU
Molecule: messenger RNA, 4193 nt
Organism: Trachymyrmex cornetzi
Lineage: Eukaryota; Metazoa; Arthropoda; Insecta; Hymenoptera; Formicidae
Product: xanthine dehydrogenase/oxidase
Exons: 19
Coding region: 280-4077 (1265 amino acids)
Molecular function (GO): 2 iron, 2 sulfur cluster binding; FAD binding; iron ion binding
Source: RefSeq, a predicted model, not a curated record